Messenger RNA from Acanthaster planci (crown-of-thorns starfish), 1921 nucleotides. Its product is annotated as ficolin-2-like. Gene Ontology annotation, molecular function: protein-macromolecule adaptor activity; extracellular matrix structural constituent. Gene Ontology annotation, cellular component: fibrinogen complex. Lineage: Eukaryota; Metazoa; Echinodermata; Asteroidea; Valvatida; Acanthasteridae. The record is from RefSeq and is a predicted model, not a curated record. Gene Ontology annotation, biological process: blood coagulation, common pathway; platelet aggregation; positive regulation of heterotypic cell-cell adhesion.
GUGACGUGGGUACUGUACGGCCUCCACUCAGGCACCAAAGACGACCGAACUUAACCGUCUCUCCCGUCUGUCCAGCCAACACGGGCGGUUCUUAGACCCACAAGUAUUCGCCAUUUUUCUUGAUUCCAUUUAUUUCCAAGGCACAAGAAAUCAUCAAAACUUCAAUCUAGCGAGGAGGUUGGUGCCGGUAUUUUUUAAAAGGACCUACAGAGGAGGAACAAUGAUGAAGCUGGUUUGUCUAGUCGUGGCGAUACUGUGUGUGUUGGAGACGGUGGGACAGCAAAUAGCGCAGAAACCACCCCCGGCUAUCCCACCACCUGAUAAAACCUGCUGUGGAGGUAUAUACAACGGUGCAGCGGGCGGAGCCCCUGUACACAUGCCAACCAACUGCCAGGACAUCCGGGAACUCGGCGGUGGCCGCGAUGGCGUGUACACCAUCUUCCCAGCGUUCUCUGACUUGUGUCGGCCAGUAAGAGUCUUCUGUGAUCAGUCGAUCCAAGGUGGUGGCUGGACGGUGAUCCAAAGACGAAUGGACGGCCGACUGAAUUUCAACCGUGACUGGGCAUCUUAUCGGGACGGUUUCGGCUACAACUCAGGCGAACUUUGGCUAGGCAACGAGGUGAUCCACGCCAUAUCGGCGCAAGCUCGCUACGAGCUUCUGGUUGUGCUGGAGGAUUGGCAAUUCACUACCGUCGAGUCACACUACCGUAACUUCUACGUGGGUAGCGAGGCCACCAACUACACGCUGCGGGUGGCUGGGUUCACUGGAGGGCCUGCAGGUGACGCUCUAUCCGCCCAUAACGGCAACCAGUUCUCAACCUAUGACCGAGACAACGAUCGCUGGGCGGGAAACUGUGCUGUGGAGUACACGGGGGCGUGGUGGUACUCGACCUGUCAUAAUUCCAACCUCAACGGCCAGUACCUGCGUGGCAUCGUGGGAGCUGGACAGAACGCCAAGGGUGUAGUCUGGUUUACUUUCCACGGCUACGGCUACUCUCUCAAGACGUCUAUCAUGAUGAUACGACCAAGAUUCUGAGCAACUCUUAUUGCAUACAUUUGGCGUGUAUCAUUGGGGCGUUGGGUUUAGACACUUGGCACGACAGCCAUCUCCGUCUGGAGUCCCGUCUCCAUACAUGGCUGAGUUUUGCAGCUUGAUGCGAGAGAUUGAGAUGAAUGUCGUGCACAUAUGAAACGCCUUGCCAUACGUUCGUAUUUUUCAAAAGUUAGCUUCGAGGCAAGCACUUACAAUUAUCAGGUCGGUUAUGAGAUAUUAUCAGAAGUAUUAUUAAUGUUAUAUUCUCCAAAAUAGUAUCGUUAAUAACCAAUGCAAAUGUAGACAUUUACAAGACAUUAGCAAACAUUACAAAUUUUACGGCAAAGCUAGCUUGAGUCACUCUCUCAAUGUAACAUCAGUCUCAGAUAAUGAAAGAUGAAUAAUUAGAAUUCAUUCAUUUCCUUAGGUACAAUUAAGUUUGAUUUAUUCCUAGAGCUGUGGACAAAUGUCAAGAUGUAGAGAUUAUGACCCGCCAACUUUAAAGUAAAAAAGAUCACUUUUCGGAGACAUUGAGGAAGUUAAAUUACUUGGUUUUCGAUUGUAGUCUUGUUGAUGUGUUUGUUGUACAUUGACAAUGACUGUAUCUUAACUGUGAUAUCGUACAUCAUCCCCUUGAAGCAGGCACUCUUCGACCUCUUCGAGACAUCUGAUGUAUUCGAAGAAUCUGGGUCUUUCAUCUUGACUAAUGCGUAAUUUGAUGUGCUCCUCUAUGCUGUGACUAAAGUCUCAACGGACUUUCCUUCUCUUAAAGUAGCGUGGAUUAGAUCUCCAUCCAGCACGGUGACUUGCAAUUGUGUGAUAACAAAUGUUAAUUUUUUUGAUAGUUUCUCAACAAACGUCACGGAUUAAAAGCAAUUAUUCCUUUGA